Molecule: messenger RNA, 1276 nt
Organism: Rhodamnia argentea
Lineage: Eukaryota; Viridiplantae; Streptophyta; Magnoliopsida; Myrtales; Myrtaceae
Product: chlorophyllase-2-like
Exons: 2
Coding region: 104-1072 (322 amino acids)
Biological process (GO): chlorophyll catabolic process
Molecular function (GO): chlorophyllase activity
Source: RefSeq, a predicted model, not a curated record
GCUGCAAAGGCAACACAUAGGGCGGCACUUAUCCACCUCUCGCUGUAAGAACUCAGUACAUAGAAGAAAGGAAGAAGAGUGACAAAACAUUCCGAGUGAAAUCAUGCCUUCCUCUUCCUUUACAACCACCGCUAGCGACGUGUUCGAGACGGGCAAGUACAAGGCGGCGCUCCGGAGAGUCGAGGCCUCGGCGACGCAGCCGCCGUCGUCGUCGUCGUGCGCUCCCGCUGAUCCGCCUCCGAAGCCUCUCCUGAUCGCGUUUCCGGCGGAGGAUGCCGGGGAAUUCCCGGUGCUGGUGUUCCUCCACGGCUAUCUCCUCUACAACUCCUUCUACUCGCAGCUCAUCCGGCACGUCUCGUCUCACGGGUUCGUCGUCGUCGCCCCUCAGCUAUACACCGUGGCCGGGCCAGACACGACCGACGAGAUCAACUCCGCCGCAGCGACCACGAACUGGCUUCCCCGAGGCCUCGCCGACCUCCUCCCGCCUCAAGUCCGCCCGAACCUCGCCAAGCUCGCCGUCGCCGGCCACAGCCGCGGGGGCAAAGCCGCCUUCGCCCUCGCCCUCGGCAAGUCGACGACCCCGCUCGCCCUCCCCUUCUCGGCCUUGCUCGGCAUCGACCCGGUCGACGGCAUGGACAAGGGCAAGCAGACCCCGCCUCCCGUCCUCACCUACGUCCCUCGCUCCUUCGAUCUCGACAUGCCCGUGAUGGUCGUCGGGUCGGGUCUGGGCGAGAUCAGGAAGAACCCGCUCUUCCCGGCGUGCGCGCCGAGGGGCGUGAACCACGCGGACUUCUUCGCGGAGUGCCGACCACCCGUUUGUUAUUUCGUCGCUGAGAAGUACGGGCACUUGGACAUGCUCGACGACGAGACGGAGGGGCUGAGAGGGAAGGCCACGUACUGCCUGUGCAAGAACGGGAGGGCCAGAGAGCCCAUGAGGAGGUUCGUGGGCGGGGUGGUGGUGGCGUUCUUGAGGGCCCAUCUGGAAGGCGACGACGUGGGCUUGAUGGGCUUGAGGGACGACGGGCAUAAGGUCGCUCCUGUGGAGCUUCAGAAAGUCGAGUUCCUGCUGUGAAAGCUUCCGAGUAUGUUUCGGCCUUUUCCGUAGGAGGAGAGAAGAUACAUACUUUGUUAUGAUUCUGUUUGAGGGAAGAUAAAUUGGCGUUGUGAUGAUUAUUGAUUUGGAUGAAAUGUGCAUUUCAUGUAGUUUUGGGAAAACUUUGUUAUACCCCAAAGUUUGUGUGUUAAAUUUUUCAAAAAGUAAUAUGGAUUCGUGUAA